Molecule: messenger RNA, 585 nt
Organism: Eimeria maxima
Lineage: Eukaryota; Apicomplexa; Conoidasida; Eucoccidiorida; Eimeriidae
Product: vacuolar protein sorting 29, putative
Exons: 2
Coding region: 1-585 (194 amino acids)
Biological process (GO): intracellular protein transport; retrograde transport, endosome to Golgi
Cellular component (GO): retromer complex; endosome
Source: RefSeq, a predicted model, not a curated record
AUGGCGGGAAAUUUCACGGAUUUCGGUGAUUUAGUUCUUAUAAUAGGGGAUUUUCAUGUCCCACAGAGGGCGGUAGAUUUGCCGCCUUGUUUCAAGGAAUUGUUGCAUACAGACAAAAUACGUCAUGUACUAUGCACCGGUAACGUGGGCAGCGAAUCCGUCCUUGAAUUCCUUAGAGGAAUUGCUGGCUCUGUUCAUAUUGUUAAGGGAGAUAUGGAUGAGGGCAUGGAUUUCCCAGAGUACAAAAUAUUGCAAUUUGGAGAAUUCAAGGUGGCGCUCCUACACGGCCACCAAGUCAUUCCUUGGGGAGAUGCAGAUGCCUUACUGCAAUGGCAGCGACGGCUAGACUGCGACAUUGUGGUGUCUGGACAUACGCACAGCAAUUCAGUUCGUGAGGUAGAAGGCCGUUUCUUUAUUAACCCGGGUUCUGCAACAGGUGCCUACCAACCCUGGGCUCCUUCCCCUACCCCUAGCUUUAUGUUAAUGGCACUACAAGGCGCUUCUGUUGUUCUGUAUAUAUAUGAAGAAAGAGAUGGAAAAGCAGAAGUCGUCAUGAGCGAAUUCUCUAAACCUGCAAAAAAAUAA